This is a messenger RNA of Gongylonema pulchrum, 571 nucleotides long. The record is from the annotation of a GenBank genome assembly. Lineage: Eukaryota; Metazoa; Nematoda; Chromadorea; Rhabditida; Gongylonematidae.
GCAUGCAUCCGAUUCAGAGGCACAACUGAUGAUCCAGUACAUCCAGGAACAGAUGCCAAAAGAAAUGCGACGCCUGAUCGGUUUAAUGCUUCACCGGAAUCCUGCAAAGAGGCCACAAGCAUCAUCGUUGCUUCAAAAAUAUGCACCAUAUCUGUUCCCGCCUGUAUUCGAUUUUUUCCUCUACAAAUAUAUGAGUGCUUUUCGACCGAAAUAUGUACAAACAAGUGUAUCAUUGGAGGAACCACAAACGUUCAUAACAAUGGAUUCGGAUGACGUAAUUGCAAAAUUAGCAUCUGAUUUGGAUCUAAUUAUGGAGAAACUUUCGGAAAAACCGCUGGUAGAUGGAAAACCGAUCGAUCAAACACCAGUAGCUUUACUUGUUGUUGCAUUAAUUACAUCGAAUAUGCGAGCACUGAAAUCACAGACAACGAAAUUUGAAGCAAUGAAAUUAUUGCAUAAAUUUGUACCGAUAAUGGGUGCUUCUGUUGUUGCUGAUCGUAUACUGCCAUAUAUGGUUUGUUUUUUAGCGCAUUUCGUUUUUUUUUUUCUUUUUUUUUGCAUUUUGCUUUAA